UUCAUCUGCUCCACAUGUGUGCACACUUGGCUCUGCCCCCCUACCAGGCUUACCCUGGUGGGCCUGUUAUGGGGUACCUGGAGUUUUACUGGAACUCGGCUGCAGAGGCAGGACAUGCCCCCACUUCGAUUGGGCCAGCUGGAGCCACCAGUGUCAAUCAGUCUCCAGAGGCAGGAAGGAAGAGACAGACAGCAGAAGUAGCCCCAGCUUCAUCCAGUUCUGGGAAUUACAGCCAGUUCACACCAGAUUCAGCCACGAGUCCACAUUCGGCAACCUCAUCCCCACAGCUUACAGCUAAGUCUCAGAAGGGCAGAGAAGAUGGAAUGGAGGGGGUGAGGAAGGCCAAGAACCGCACAGCUUUCUCCAAGGAGCAGCUGCAAACCCUGCACCAGCGGUUCCAGAGCCAGAAGUACCUCAGCCCUCAGCAGAUCCGGGAGCUUGCUGCUGCCCUGGGACUCACCUACAAGCAGGUGAAGACUUGGUUCCAGAACAGGAGGAUGAAGCUGAAAAGGUGCCAGAAGCAAAGUCUGUGGACUGAACGGGCUCAGUGGCUCACAGAAAGUGGCUUCCAGCCAGGUACUUACCUGGACGGGCACCCCAAAUUCCAUGAGGUCUACCCAAUCACCACAGCCAGCAACAUCCAAACCAUGCCUCCAUCUCACCAGCACUACGGAGCAGGGCAGAACACUUACACAAUUGUGACCGACGAGGAUGGAGGAGUCUUUGGCAAAGGUGGGGGCACCUGCAGCAGCCAGCAGACAGUGGGCUUCAUUGCCCAGCACAAAGUAGACUUUUACCACAGCUGUCCUGGAAAUGUGGAAUAUUCCAGCACAAAGACAGGUGACACCUGUAACUUUCACCACUCGACCACCAUGGGGGCUCCUUUCCCAGCCACUGCUGGCCACCAUCUCUAUCAUUCCUAAGCACUGUGGAUGCCGGGUACUUAAGCACCCAGGAAUCAAAUCUUCUUCUCAUCUCUCCCUUUGUUAUUCAUGUGCCCUGCAGCUUGAGGGCAUCAUGUAGCUACAACUUGUUUUGACAUCCCAAUACGUGCCUGCAAGCACAGACACACAGACAUGCAGAUACACCUGUUUGCCCAUAUAUGAACAUACAGCUCUUCAUUCAUAUGCCCUUACACAUGCACACACACAUCCCUUUCUUUAUUGGCACAGACACUCAAGUUCCCUUAUAGUAACACCCAAGAUCUGGCUAUCUAGAUUAUCCCCUGGAUCUUCUAAAUUAUUUUGUCUCAGAGGAGGCACAGAUUCCUUGGGGAUCCCAUUUAUACAAAUCACUGUACAGCUGUGUAUACAUAACACACAAAGCCAUAGGCUGUAUGGAGAGGUGCAGGUCACAUACUUUUCACUGAAGAUGGAGAAGUUACUGUCACAUGCCAGGCAUCCAUCUGAUGGUUAGAUCAUCAGUUCUGUAGGUCAGCCACAAGGUAUAGAAUUGAUGAAGUGUCUAGUGAAGGCAUAUGUGACAAGUAGUUUGCAGAAAGGCUGGUAAGAUGAUCCUGUAAACAUCAAAAUGAUAAGCAAGCCCCUUGUUCUGGUCUGUAUCUUUCUCUG
Columba livia (rock pigeon) is the source of this 1571-nucleotide messenger RNA. RefSeq names its product homeobox protein NANOG-like. The record is from RefSeq and is a predicted model, not a curated record. Bases 15 to 923 code for a protein of 302 amino acids. Lineage: Eukaryota; Metazoa; Chordata; Aves; Columbiformes; Columbidae. Gene Ontology annotation, biological process: regulation of transcription by RNA polymerase II. Gene Ontology annotation, molecular function: DNA-binding transcription factor activity, RNA polymerase II-specific; RNA polymerase II cis-regulatory region sequence-specific DNA binding. The transcript has 4 exons.